GUCAUGUUGCGCACCCUAAAGAAAAUGAGGUCAGCUCUACGCGAGGGUACAGUUCUCGACGUCCCCAUUCCACACCAGCCUCCCUUCUUCAGACCCCUCAAUCAGUUCUGGACAGUUCCGGAAAGCUUGCUCAACUCUACUUCUUCACUGGCUACUCCAUCCUUCCUUUUUCCAAGUCAGAUUUUCGCCCCUUUUUUUCCUCUUCUGAGUGGGGUUCUUCCUGUGCUGUGUACCAUUCCUACAAUUGGCUGAAUUUCUGUCAUUUGGCCAUUAUUUUUUCUUUCUGUUUUCUUUUGGCCUGAGAUUUCUUCAUCUCCAUCCGUUUUAACUUUCCCUUUUUCUCCAUUGGUUGUUUUGUGGCUCGUCUCUCUUUUCUUCUCGUUGGCUGUGUUUUCGCUCUUGUCGUCUGUUACCCACACCAUGGCCCGUCCUCUGGCUCUGGAGCCGAUAAGAGGGCAUUUGGGUGUUAAGAGUUCCCUAAAUGGGAGUGCAGACUUUGACAGACUUAGUUUUAUGGGGGAACAGCAUCCUCCACCUCCCCUUCACAGUUACCUGUGGCUAACAAUCCUCACCUGCUUCUGCCCCGCGUACCCAGUCAACAUUGUAGCUCUGGUCUUUUCAGUACUGUCCAGGAAAAGUUAUGAGUUGCAAGACUAUGACGGCUCGCGACGACUGGGUCAGAAAGCUCUCCAAGUGGCCAUCGCCUCCAUCAUCAUCGGCCUCCUCAUCAUCGCCAUAUUUAUCAUCGUUCACUUCACCACGUAUAAAUUUUAGAAGAGUUGCGCAGUAUGCCUUGAGAAAGCGAAACAAAGUAAAUGUCGCUCUCAAAGACAUGGACUAUGGACACCUCUGAAUGGACUAUGACAAGGGUUCUGGGGUGCCGGAUCUCCAUCCUCAAGAACGGGACUCCACCCCAGGUGUGGUGUCCAUCUUUUCUCUCCGUCACACGUCCUCCACACCCAGCCUUCCUACUCUUCUAUCUGGGAGAAGCACUUAAGAAGCAAGACUCUGCUUUUGAAAGACUGUAUGGAACACUGACCUCUGGAUCACAUGAUACCCACAGCACGCACGCACACAGACACACACACAGUUUUGUAUUGCUAUCUUUGUGGGGACCAAAUAUACUGCUCAAAAAAAUAAA
Molecule: messenger RNA, 1141 nt
Organism: Salmo salar (Atlantic salmon)
Lineage: Eukaryota; Metazoa; Chordata; Actinopteri; Salmoniformes; Salmonidae
Product: transmembrane protein 233
Cellular component (GO): membrane
Source: RefSeq, a predicted model, not a curated record